AUGGGACUCUAUCAGAUAUUCGGUUACAAUCUAUCUAGUAUCCUAAUGGGGACUUUUGAACAGUUUGAUGAGGGGAUCUUUGAACUAGAUGAUAAUCACAAGUUGGAUCUUCCCAUACCAUUUUCUGCCUUGACGCCGACAAUUCGAUCCCUUGAUGAUGCUUUAAAGCAUGAUCUUAGUUUAUCAGAGGAGGAGAUUGCACAAGAUGCUGGUGAAAGACCUAUAAAGAAUGUGAAAAGAUCGACUAUCAUUGAUGAGUUCGGCUUUAAGAUUGAUCGCGACAAAGAAGGAUUGCCACAACCGCUUGUUGAAUCGGUGGAAAAUCGCCGAAUCUGGAUGGCUUGCCUCGAAUUCUCCUACACUAAUCGUCUCAAUGAUUCGAACGAGGUUGGAGAGGAGUGUAGUAGUGAAGAUUCUCUCUGGAGUCGCCUUCUCCCUCGGAUAAGCACAUCUCCGCGCUUGACAGAGCUGGUCCGGGGGAUAGAGGAUCCACAGAACUCCGGUGAGCGGCUUAAGUGGUCGGGAGUCCCUAAUCUUGGCUCUAAGCUUAGUCCUCGUAAUGGCAUUCCUCACUCCAUGCGCGCUCAAAUUUGGCCGCGUCUCACUCGCGCCUACGAGCAACAGCGAACCAGCAAUGAGGGCGGUAAUGGUGGUGGCAAGAAAUGCCCACUUAGCUAUGCAGAGGUCAUUCGACACAGUUCCUCCGUAUCUCCAAAGAUCUCCCGCCAAAUUGAGAAGGACUUAUUGAGAACAAUGCCUAAUAAUGUUUGUUUUUCCUCGGCGUCGUCAAUCGGAAUCCCUCGGUUGCGUCGACUGCUAACUGCAAUUGCCUGGGUCUACACUGAUAUCGGCUACUGUCAGGGCUUAGGUGCUGUAAGUCAUUCUUCAAGAUCUGCGAUACGUACUUUUAUGGAUUUCUUCCUCUCACAUCUAAAUAGCAUGAUCAUGCUAUCAAGCUCCUUUUCUAAGGCAUAA
This is a messenger RNA of Hydatigera taeniaeformis, 975 nucleotides long. The record is from the annotation of a GenBank genome assembly. Lineage: Eukaryota; Metazoa; Platyhelminthes; Cestoda; Cyclophyllidea; Taeniidae.